GCUCGUAUCCUGCUAUGCCCCAAAUAGAGCUCGUUUAAGGCGCAAGGCAAGACAAGCUGCCGCAGCUGCGCUCUAGGCUUCGCUGAGUGUCUUGUAAAGGGUUCCUGCGCCGCCCGCGAGGACACGCGGAGACCCCGCGAGCAGCCGCCGUGUCCGCGUUGACCAGCACGAGCUCACCGCGCCGGAGGCGAUGGGAUCUGACCGGCAUACUGAUACGGCUCGCGACCUCAGGACCGAGCAGCGCUUCUAAAUCGCCAGCAACACUCUAGCCCUCUCUCACUAUCACGCUUCCUCCUCUUCCUCCUCACGCUAUUUGUUCAUCUCUCCUCCGCCUCUAUCCUCCCACCUCCUCCGCAUUGGAAAAGGGUGAAAAUAAACCAGAUUUUUUCCGCGUUUUUGCGUGAAUAGCGUUUUGAUGUUGGUGACAGAGCCGCGCAUGCGUGGCUGUGUUGUCGGAAUUCAGGGGCUGCUUCAGACUAAGUUUAUUUCUCUAAUCUUCAUCUCUGUGUUCGGAGUGAGUGAUGUGGACGACUCGAGACCGCUGGCGCACGGGGAUUCUCUCUCUCCCGGUGCUAGUCACCAUGGUUCUGGGCGCGCAGAGCCCGAGCGAACCUAGCAACAUGUCAUACGUCAAAGUCACCGUGGAUAAACUGCUGAAAGGCUACGACAUACGACUGAGGCCAGACUUUGGAGGUCCUCCUGUUGACGUCAUCAUGAGCAUUGACAUCUCCAGCAUUGAUAUGGUAUCAGAAGUAAACAUGGACUACACCAUCACCAUGUAUUUCCAGCAGUCAUGGCGGGACAAGCGGUUGUCCUACACGGGGAUUCCUCUCAACCUGACACUUGACAACCGCGUGGCUGACCAGCUCUGGGUACCUGACACCUACUUCAUAAACGACAAGAAAUCCUUCGUUCACGGAGUCACUGUCAAGAACCGCAUGAUUCGACUGCACCCGGACGGAACUGUCUUGUAUGGACUCAGGAUCACCACCACUGCCGCCUGUAUGAUGGACCUGCGCAGAUACCCCCUGGACGAACAGAACUGCACCUUGGAGAUUGAGAGCUACGGCUACACCACGGACGACAUCGAGUUUUACUGGCAGGCUGGCAAAUCGGUGAGGGGCGUGAGCAACAUCGAGCUGCCUCAGUUCUCCAUCAUCGACUACCAAACAAUUUCGAAGAAAGCCGUGUUUGCCACAGGCUCAUACCCCCGUUUGUCUCUGAGUUUUAAGCUGAAGAGGAACAUCGGCUACUUCAUCCUGCAGACUUACAUGCCCUCCACCCUGAUCACCAUCCUGUCCUGGGUCUCCUUCUGGAUCAACUACGACGCCUCAGCUGCUCGAGUGGCUUUAGGGAUCACUACUGUGCUGACUAUGACCACCAUCAACACCCAUUUGCGCGAGACACUGCCCAAGAUCCCGUACGUGAAGGCCAUCGACAUCUACCUGAUGGGCUGCUUCGUGUUCGUGUUCCUGGCGCUGCUGGAGUACGCCUUCGUCAACUACAUCUUCUUCGGCCGAGGCCCGCACCUGCAGAAGAAGAAGGCCGAGAACUUGGCCAAGAGCACCAACGAGAAGCAGCAGCGCAUGGACGCCAACAAAGUCCAGGUCGACGCUCAUGGGAACAUCCACCUGGCCAACAUGGACCUGAGGAACGAGAUGACUGGGGUGGAGAUGCUGGGUGGCCUGGGAGGCACCAACACCAUGUUCUCCUACGACAGCGCCAGCAUCCAGUACCGCAAGCCGAUGACGGGCCGCGACCUCUACGGCCGGCCCACGCCGUCGCUGGAGCGGCCGAUCGGGCCCAAGAAGAGCCGCCUGAGGCGCCGGGCUUCGCAGCUCAAGGUGAAGAUCCCCGACCUGACGGACGUCAACGCCAUUGACAAGUGGUCGCGCGUCAUCUUCCCGUGCUUCUUCAGCUUCUUCAACCUGGUCUACUGGCUAUACUACGCUGGUUAAGUAGAGGCCCCCACCCCUGCUCCUGUUGGCCACUCUGGGCUCUACUCGCCAUGUCUGUCUGGCAUAGGAGUUGCUGCGUGUUGGCCAUCAUUUAAUUGUGACUUACUCGGAGGAGGAAGGAACAAGUCCCAAAACAGGAAGAAGGUUGUUUUCAGUGUACAUACAGUUGAAUAUAUAAAAAUAUAAAUACCUAUAUAAAUAUAUAUAUAUAUAUAUAUAUAAAUGACAAAAAGAAAAUUAUAAUUUAAAAGAGAAGAACAAAUGUUUAAAAAGAAAUGUAAUUUAUUAAUAAUUUAUCUUUAUCUUGGCUUUUACUCUGUUCAUUCAUAGAGAUAGUCUAGUUAACAUUAGUCCAGAGAAUUAAGACACAACUCGACUCAGCACCUGCAUUUGUGCCAAACACGGAUCGCAGAGACUGAUCUUCAUCACGCAAUGGCUUCCCCCCCCCUACAGGGAGACUCAUGCUCAUCCACUUAGACACACACACACACAGACACACACACACACACACACACACACACACACACAAACACACA
Clupea harengus (Atlantic herring) is the source of this 2494-nucleotide messenger RNA. It is a transcript of the gene gabrb1, whose product is annotated as gamma-aminobutyric acid type A receptor subunit beta1. Gene Ontology annotation, cellular component: membrane. Lineage: Eukaryota; Metazoa; Chordata; Actinopteri; Clupeiformes; Clupeidae. Gene Ontology annotation, molecular function: GABA-A receptor activity; extracellular ligand-gated monoatomic ion channel activity. Gene Ontology annotation, biological process: monoatomic ion transmembrane transport. The record is from RefSeq and is a predicted model, not a curated record.